AUGAAUCAUAAUUUGAACGAUGAAAAUAUUGUAGACCAUCUUUUUGGAGAUUUACCUUCUGAUGAUAACAGUCUCACUGAUAUUGAUGAUUUUGAUGACCAUGAUUAUUUACCAUCUCAGCAAAAAGCAAUUGAAGUCGUCGAAAGUAGUUCAUCUGACGAAAUGAAGAAGGUAACGAGCUUGAAAAAAACUAUUUCUCGCGCCCUUUUUGAACCGCCAUCGACUAUUGACAAUACCAUCGUAGAAAAUACACCAGAAUUUGAAUUCACACCUCCAAAUUGGUCAAAAAACUUCACUUCAAAUUGGCCUCCAUUGCCAGAUUUUGAAAGUCCAGUAGGGCCCAGUGAUUCUGUUGAUACAUUUCAAUGUCAUACGCCUUAUUCAAUUUUUAACUAUUUAUUUUCUGAUGAAAUAAUCCACAUGUUAGUAGAACAAACAAACUUAUAUUCAUUUCAAAGAAAUCAGAAAAAUGGUAAACCUUACACUCAAACUAAUAUACAAGAGUUAAAGACUUUUUUUGGUAUAAAUUUGUUGAUGGGUAUUAAACGUAUGCCAAGUUAUAGAGAUUAUUGGUCGUCGUCUCCAGAUCUCCAUGACUCGUAUAUUAGUAAGUUAAUGACAGUUAAUCGUUUUGGGUGGUUACUUCCGACAUUACACAUAAAUAAUAAUGUACUGAUGCCAAAAAGAGGAGACAUAGGAUAUGACAAACUUUUUAAAGUACGACCUUUUUUAACAAAAAUCAAAAAAAAUUUCCAAACAUAUUAUAAUCCACACCGUAUAGUCGCAGUUGAUGAAUCAAUUGAUUAA
Sipha flava (yellow sugarcane aphid) is the source of this 807-nucleotide messenger RNA. Its product is annotated as piggyBac transposable element-derived protein 4-like. The transcript is spliced from 2 exons. The coding region runs from base 1 to 807 and encodes 268 amino acids. The record is from RefSeq and is a predicted model, not a curated record. NCBI's taxonomy places the organism in Eukaryota, Metazoa, Arthropoda, Insecta, Hemiptera, Aphididae.